CAUCAGAAGUUGCAAGUCGACAAUUACCCAAGAUAUAACCUCUAUAGCUCUGGGUAGAGUAGCUCUAGGUUCUAGGUCAAUUCACUUGGACGGGGCAUCACCUUUGAGAUCAGUUCAAAGGAGACCUCGAUAUUUAGAUCGCUUAGCUGCACGCGGUUCAUCAAGUCGCAACCUUGCAACCCGCUCAUUGGAGAGCCAUACGAUCAACGCUUAAGCAUCGAAGAGGACGUCAUAGCAAGACCAUUUCGGUUAUCCGCUGGACAUAACAUCAUCGUAACCCACGGAUCUCGCCCUUGGGAGAGAAUUAACGGAUCGACGAAGAAGGGAUAAACAACACACAGAAACAAGAGGAUUGGGAUAAAUAUUCGGCAAGAUGGUUUUCGCUCCGAGAUAUUGUUGCUGUGCCAUCCCGCUGGUCAACGUGGGCAUGUACGCUCUGAUGACUGAACAGUUCGUCGUAUGCAGUGUAGCGGGAGUCUUGGCGUUGGCUACUCCGACCAUCGUCGGAAGUUACGUACCCAGCUAUACGCCGUACAUCCUAGCGACGCUGUGUUUCGUCGUAGCCGCCAUUCAGCUAGUCGGGUUCUUUGGGAUUUACCGGGAACAAGUCCGAACCUUCCGGACGUACGCAUGGGUCAACGCGUUCGCCUUUACGUCCAUCUUUGCCUGUGGUGCCGCUUUGGUCGCCGUCUCCGCAGCGAGGCAUAACGAGGCUGUCUCACGAUGCACUCUCACCUACUUUAAAGGACAAUCGAAUGAUGGGACGAUCAACGUCUCUGGGGAGGCCAAGACGAUCUGUUCGGCUUUCGCAUGGGCCGAUAUAGGGAUCAUGGGAGGGGCUUGGUUGAUCUUGUUGGUCGGGCAGGUGUACUUUAUCUUCAUGAUCAAGGUGUACGCUUCGGAGCAGAAGGUGGAUCACCAGGAGUACAAGUCGAUCUACGAGGCCAACGCGGAAGAAUUUGCCAUGAUCGAGAGGAACAGCCAAUGGGGACCCAACCCGGACGCAUGGGACCCUCGAGAGAGCAUGGAUGCCGACCCGAACGCUGUCCCCGGUAGUAACAUGUACGAACAACCCUACUCGCGCCCUGCACACCCUGCCGGAGGUUACUCGGAGUCGAGCCUCAAGCACGAGUUUUCGCAAGAAGAACACCAGGCGAGGGAUUACGAGUACGAGCAAGCGCAGGCACAGGGACAGGGGUACCCGCCGCAAGCGCAUGGUCAGGCUCAGGGAGGUGGUUACGACCAGCACCAGCAAUACCCGCAACAGCAGCCGCAUUAUCAGCAGCAGGAUUAUGGGCAUCAGCAAGAGUACGGGCAGCAGCAGCAGUACCAGCAGGGUUACCCGGACGAGCCGCAACACCAGGGGCAGUCUCAGGGUGGAUAUCAUGCCGACGGACGACAGGGCGGGUAUCGACUAUAGGCUCGGAGUGCUUUCCUCCCCUCCCCUGCGCCUGGAUCGGUUGUUGUUUAUCCAUGUACUUCUCCCAUUCCCUCGACCUGCAUCGACCAUUGCUAGUCUGUGUGUUUUUCGUGACGAUGCGUCAAAGAUGAAAUCUUAUACCCGCUCAAAGUUCGAUAGCAGGAAACGCUUCUCGGCAGGUCCAUGCUAAAAUCCGUGUUUGUCCGGCUAGGUAAAGGAUUAGAUAUCGGGACUCAGCGUUGCUCGGUGCUGUGGGACAUGCGUUCUCUCCUGGAGAAGAUACCCUA
Molecule: messenger RNA, 1707 nt
Organism: Filobasidium floriforme
Lineage: Eukaryota; Fungi; Basidiomycota; Tremellomycetes; Filobasidiales; Filobasidiaceae
Exons: 9
Coding region: 374-1420 (348 amino acids)
Source: RefSeq, a predicted model, not a curated record